Bursaphelenchus okinawaensis is the source of this 4337-nucleotide messenger RNA. NCBI's taxonomy places the organism in Eukaryota, Metazoa, Nematoda, Chromadorea, Rhabditida, Aphelenchoididae. The record is from the annotation of a GenBank genome assembly.
AUGAGAGGGUAAGUUGCUUUUGAAAGGUGUUCGUUUUUUCCAUCAGUUAGAUUUUUCUAUUUUUGAGAAUAGAAUUAUAAUAUUUGGUAUUAGAGCAUCAUGUUUCCUCAUUAGACAUAAGCAUAUUGUUUACAAGAAUAGGUAGAGUGCACGUGAAAGCUUCUGCAAGCGAUUCUUUUGAUGGAAACGCUUUGAAACGGUCGUUUACUGAAAAUACCAUUCGAUCUGCAAACUUAUUUGUUGCCCUAUCAAAUAACUUCAUUAUCAGUUCAUUCGUCGAGCAGUGAUGCUUAGUUUGGAUGUUUUAAAAUAGCAAUUCAUUAAUAUUUUUGACAGAAUUUAAAGUUCUAGGUAUUCUUUUUAGUAAUGCUUUAGUUUUAGGUAAUUUUAUGUAAAUUUUACGAAAAAUAUUUUUGUUUAGGUUUUCAGAAACAUUUUGCAGAUGAUAUUCUAAAUAACUUUAUUUUAAUACCUUAUAAUUUAAUUAUUUUUACAAUAUAAAACUUGAUUUUAAUUUCUCUGUUCAGACAUAUGUUGUUGUUACUUUUCAAACCCUGGGGACGUCUAAACUUUUUGAGAAAUAAACCUGGCCGGCUUAAAGAGAAGGCGUUCGGAGCAGACUAGGUGCUAUUUCCUCUUGCUUCACGUUGUCUUCACAUGCGUCACGAAUAGUUUUGUUCCUAAAAUUUGGCGAAAUCGAGUGCAGUUUAAAGUUAAGAUCAGUUUUCAGGGUUAAUAAAAUGUGUUGUCAUUUGUUUUUGGUAUCUAUGGCCUGAUAAAAGAGGGAAGAUUAUUUUUGUGGAUGGCGGGCAGGUUAAAUUUUUGUUUACGGAGGUGGUAGAUCUUUUUAUUUGAAAACUGGUCUUUUAAAUAUUUUUUUUGCAAACUGAAAAUAAGAUUUUUGAAUAAUUUUGAAAUUUAUUUCAGAAUUUUUUACCUAAUUUUAUUCAAAAACUAUUAAACAAAUUUGUAAAAUAGGAAAUAGAAUUUAGAAUGUUUUUGUUUUGUCAUCGGACCGUCACAGUCCACUUAUGUCAUUAAAGGCGAUAUUCAACAGCCCUCUUGAUCUUUCAUCAAAGCUAUGAUCUCAUUUUCUUCCAUUUUGAAACUAAAAAACUCCGGCGAGAAGGUUGGAAAACGGCCGUGAAAAGGUCUAGAACACAACAAAAACGCGCUGAUAAGUGACCUGUAACGACCUGCUUUAUAUUAUAGUAGUUUGUUACAUUAUCGCUUUAUUUAGCGCUUAACUAUUACUAGUCAUUUUAUUUUCAUUAUUUGUCUAGUCAUUAUUGGGUGGAUUAACUACCGCAUAUGUAAAAGUUUUAACUUUGUUACCUAAAAUAGGUUCUAUUUUGGUAUCUAAAAAUAUAUUUGUUCUACCCAUUCUAUUUUAUUUUCUAACAAUAAUAUUAUUCCAUAAUUAUUGAUAAUAUAUCCUUAUUAUAUUACUGUUGAAAGCGUUUUGAUUGGAAACUUGUUAAAACAUUGUAAAUGGCAUCUUAUUGUAGAUUCCCACCGAAGACGUCAACGGAAAGCAUGUCCAAGUUGUCAGCUCGUUCGUUGCGGAGUCUGCAACUUCUCCGACAACCGGCUUCGGCCCUCUCUGUUGCUCACUUCAGUCAAGUUGCUACGUAAGUUUUUUAAUAUUAUUAUUGAUGUUUUUAGGUUGAAUCUUAGAUGGUGCUAGAUAUAUUAUUCUUUUCAUUUUUAAAACGCAUAGUAAGUGUUAUUUAAAAAAGGUUAACUUGGGGUCAAAGUAUUAUUUUAUUUCUCAAAAAGAAACCUUUUUUAUCAGAAAAGACGUUUUUAUACGUUUGAUGUUGUGUAAUGUAAUUUUAAUGAGAAAAACGAAUGAGAAAGGAAAUUGUAUAACAAUUUAAGAACAAUUGUAUGAUAAUGUAAGAGAAACUGGAUGGAAGGUGUUAUGUUUGAUGUGUAAAACCCUAGAGUACACUUGUUGAACGUGACUACAAACUGAUUUGUAUAAAAGUAUGCAAAGUAAUAGUAAAGGUUUAUAAAUCAUCACGUGAAUUAUCAAAGUACUUGAUAAGGCUGUUUACAUUAACUGUUUUAUAUGGUUUAGCAUGACUAGUUAAUAUUUAUAUGUGUUACACAACAAUUUGCAAUAAAAAUAAAUUACAACAGUAGAUGAUAUACAAAAUAACAGACGAAAUUUGUAGAAAGAACAUCUACAAGUUCAAGCCAUUGACGACAAACAGUGUCAAUGUUCUGUUCAACGGGAAAUGGGUUCGUUUCUACAGCAGUAAGUUUAUUUUUACAGAUAUUGUAGCAGUUUGGAUUAGGUCGCGCUGUUUUGAAAUGCUUGAAUUUAUUGAAAUAGUUUUUGUUUUCAUUCGAAAUGAUCGAGUUUCCACGUUAAAUAGACUUUUCCUCAGGGCAAAUGUGAAUAUUUAUUUAUGUUUUUACUUUGUGGUGCAGAUCUUCAGCACGUUCACCAUGACGGUAAAGCGUUAUUAUGUGAGAUUUAAAACAUAAUUUUUAAUUUAAAACAAGAAUAGUUUAUGUUAAUUUAGCUUAUUAUCAGUAACUUGUUAAAUUCACAAUGUUUUGCCAAUCAUUAAUUUUUUGUUUUCAGCCGACCUACCAGAACAUGUUAAAGUAACACUACCAGCACUGUCGCCUACAAUGGAGAUGGGAACGAUCGUAUCUUGGGCUAAAAAGGAAGGUGAACAAAUUCAGGAGGGAGAUUUGUUGUGUGAAAUUGAAACCGACAAGGCCACGAUGGGCUUCGAGACGCCAGAAGAAGGUUAUCUGGCCAAGAUUCUGUUGCCAGAAGGAAGCAAGGAUGUACCUAUUGGAAAGGUAAGUCUCUCCUGGUUAACUUUAAUGUCAUAUCUAAUUUUUAGCUUUUGUGUAUCAUCGUCGAGAAUGAAGCUGAUGUAGCUCCAUUCAAAGACUUUAGUGCUUCUGAUUCAGCUGCUCCAGCUGCACCAAAACCAUCAGCCCCAGCUCCAGCUGCUGCUCCAACACCAGCUCCAUCUACCCCUUCAUUUACCCCACCCACAGCUGCCGUAUCACCAACUUCAGCUGCCUCAGCUCCUCCAGCUAGCGGUGAUCGCGUCAAAGCAUCGCCUUAUGCAAAGAAACUGGCAGCCGAACACGGUGUACCUCUAAGUCAGCUUAGUGGUUCUGGUCCAGGUGGAAGACUGAUCGCUAGUGACAUUUUAAAUGCUGCUCAAUCUGGAGGUCCUGCUCCGCCAGCUCACGGUGAGUUCUAUUAAAGACUAAGCAAUCGGGGUACUUCUUAAAAACUUGUUUUUAAGCAAAAAAUGUUGCAUUUAGGUCAUUUAAAGGAUUAGGUACUGAUUUAGUAAUAUCAUGACAUUGUAUUUUAGCUGCUGCCUCAAUCUCGCCAGCGUCUAGUCCGAGUGCAGCCACUGGUGGUGCUCCUCAACAUGCUUCAUACCAAGACAUUCCUUUGUCGAAUAUGAGAAAGACUAUUGCCAAACGGCUGUCAGAGUCUAAGUCUACAAUCCCCCACUACUACUUGACCAGCGAGAUUGUAGUAGACGAUUUGCUCAAGAUCAGGGAGAAACUGAACCAGAUCGUCGCCGCCGAGUCAGGAAAGGACGAAAAGCCGCACAAAAUCUCGAUCAACGACUUCAUAAUCAAGGCCUCUGCCUUGGCCUGUUUGCGUGUCCCUGAAGCCAACAGCUUCUUUAUGGACUCCUUCAUCAGACAGAACAACCAGGUGGAUGUGAGUGUAGCUGUGUCCACUGAUAAGGGUCUUCUCACACCGAUUGUCUUUGAUGCUGAUUCCAAGGGAAUUCUGCAGAUCAGCAAAGAAGUGCAGGCAUUGGCUGCCAAAGCUAGGGACGGCAAGUUGCAACCUCAGGAAUUCCAGGUAAGAUAUACUUUUUAAGUGAACAUUGUCAUACGAAAUUUGUACAUUUUAUAGGCUUUAGUCAUAUUAUUUUUGUUGUAUUACUAUGUGAUUUUAUAAAUAUUGUUUUAGGGAGGUACAUUCAGUGUGUCUAACUUGGGUAUGUUUGGAAGUGUAGACCAUUUCUCUGCCAUUAUUAACCCUCCACAGAGCUGUAUCUUGGCCAUCGGCGGAGCUUCGAAGAAAUUGUUGCCAAGUGAAGAUGGGUAAGUCAUAAAUAUGUUUUUUAAUUAAAAAUUUUUGAGUUUUGUGUUAUGAUGUACAAUGACAUUUAAUUUUUGACCAAAGUUUCAAUUUUUUCAGACACCGACAAGUAACAACGGUAAAAGUGACUCUCAGCUGCGACCACCGUGUUGUUGAUGGUGCUAUUGGUGCAGUCUGGCUGAAACACUUCAAGAGCUUUUUGGAGAAACCUCACACAAUGCUCCUCUAA